Messenger RNA from Anarrhichthys ocellatus (wolf-eel), 2984 nucleotides. RefSeq names its product matrix metallopeptidase 25b (gene mmp25b). Gene Ontology annotation, biological process: proteolysis; collagen catabolic process; extracellular matrix organization. NCBI's taxonomy places the organism in Eukaryota, Metazoa, Chordata, Actinopteri, Perciformes, Anarhichadidae. The transcript has 11 exons. Gene Ontology annotation, cellular component: extracellular matrix. Gene Ontology annotation, molecular function: metalloendopeptidase activity; zinc ion binding. The record is from RefSeq and is a predicted model, not a curated record. The coding region runs from base 91 to 1797 and encodes 568 amino acids.
CGCAGAGCCAGAGAGAGCAGCCGGUGAUCGAUCAGCCCAGCCUAGUCCCAAGAGAGGCUGAAGCUCCAACGCAGAAACAACGCGAGUGGAAUGGAGUUGGGUCGUAUGCUGUUGAUGCUUUUGACCUUAACGGGAAGCACAUCAGCGCUGAUCGAGCAGUACAGAGCGGUGGAUUGGCUGAGCAGGUAUGGCUACCUUCCUCCCCCCGACCCGCGCACAAGUAAACUGCAGACCAAAAAGGGGGUUGAGAAAGCCAUUCGUCUCAUGCAGAGAUUUGGCGGGGUCCAGGAAACCGGGGUUCUCGACAAGGAAACCCUCAAACUCAUGUCUACGCCUCGAUGCUCUCUCCCUGAUUUUGUUGGCAAUGAGGACAUGCUGAAGAGGAGGAGGAGGAGGAAGAGAUACGCCCUGUCAGGCCUUAAGUGGCAUAAGACAGACCUAACAUGGAGUGUCCACAGCUACCCUUCGCCCUCCCUCUCACCCGACCUGUCCAGCAGUAGCGUGGACACGAUCCUGACUCACGCCUUCAAAGCCUGGAGCGACGAGGCCCCCUUGAGUUUCCGGCGGCUGCCGAGUGACAUCAGGGGGGCGGCAACUGGAGGGGACAUCAGAGUGACUUUUGCCCGCUUGCUUCACGACGACGGGUACCCUUUUGACGGGCAGGGUGGUACCCUGGCCCACGCCUUCUUCCCUGGCAGGGAUGAAGUGGCGGGUGACACACACUUUGAUGAUGAUGAGAUCUGGAGCUAUGGAGGUGACAGCGGCAGCACAGACUUGUUCACAGUUGCAGUGCACGAGUUCGGGCACUCGCUGGGCCUGUCCCAUUCCUCGUCCGAUCCGUCCAUCAUGAGGCCCUACUACCAGGGUCCUGUACAAGACAUCCGAAACUACCGGCUGGCCCUGGACGACAAGCACGCCAUCCAGCAGCUUUAUGGUGUGAAGGACCGCGGACCACCAGGAGGUGGUGAUCCUGACCUCCCACGCCUGCCCAGUCCACCUCCUCCAAGACCAACACAGCCUUCUGAACCCUCAUUCAACGAGCGCUGUCAGGGAGGCUUUGAUGCAGUGGCAAAUAUCAGGGGAGAGGUCUUCUUUUUUAAAGGUGCACACUUCUGGAGAACUAAGCGAGACGGGUCUUUGGUGUCCCUCAGGCCGGCUCAGAUCAAAAACUUCUGGAACGGCCUCCCGCCGGGAACGAAUAAGGUCGAUGCAGUGUACGAGAGAAAGAGUGACAGCAGCAUCGUCUUCUUUAUUGGAUCUCAGUACUGGGUCUUCAAGGACACGGACGCCAUGAGUGGCUACCCUCGGCCCAUCUCCGAAUGGGGCAUGAGGACAAAGAGCGGGGUGCUGGUGGACAGAGUGGAGGCAGCCUUCAUCUGGGCCCACAACGGCAAGACCUACCUGUUCAGCAGUGGGAGGUUUUGGAGGUUUGACGAGAGCCGUAAAGGCGAACGUGUGACCCGGCAGCCAGAGCCGGGCUACCCGCGGAACAACAGCCUCUGGGGAGGAGUGCCCACCCACAUGGAUGACAUCAUCAGCUGGGGAGCAGGAGAUGCCUACUUCUUCAAGGACAACCAUUACUGGGUGCUGAAGAACGGAGGAAUGAACCAAGAAGUCGUCACUCCUAAAUCGAUCGCAGUAGACUGGCUCAGAUGUCCAACUCCUCCUGCAACCUCCACUCCUCGAAUCCCAAAGGAGUGCCACUGUGAACUGAAGGGAUCAUCUUCAUUUCUAAGAAGCAGCUGGACCCUACUGAUCAUUGUCAUAUUGGUAAUUCAUGACUUUACUAGAAAAUAAGUAGUUUGAAACCAGGUGGCUGCAGACACUCUACAUACUAGUGUCAGAAAAAUGUUGAAUAACUGCCUUAGCUUAAGCAUUUGAGGCCUGUGUUACUGUAAAUACUUUGCCUUAUCAGAACGUAUCGCUGACGCACGAAAACAGUACAUUUUGCGUCCUCCCUCUGUCCUGCUAUAGAAUAUCCCCCUCCUUUUUCAAGAGAAAGUGUUGGAAAGCACUCCCGACCCUCCUAAUGAGGUCUUACAAAACAACCUCAUUCUUACAAAACCACCUCAUGUUUGGACAGUAAACUGGCCACUCAAACAUAAGUGCAAUAGUCAAUUUCUUUAUCAGAGCUAUUUUUUUUUUCGAUUAUGUUUGAGCAUACACAUAUGUACAGUACAAUCAGAAAUAUGGUUAGUUAAACUCAUAGUGUGUUGAGGUUUGUUUUUUAUAUUUUUUUUUUGUUUGAUAUUGUACAUGUAAAUGAUUUUCAGGCAAUCAGGAAGAAAAAUCGUCUUUUUUGUUGGCAAUCAAAGUGAUGUUAUUAUUGCACAGAGCAGUUGAAUUCAAUCAGUCGCUUACUUGGUAAGAGUUCAAAGCAGAGUGACGGCAACGGGUAUUCAGUCUUUGGGGGCAAACUAAGCAGGCAAGGGGCGGCCAGGUAUCUGAAAUGAAGUUCAUGACUAAAAGAAACUGCGCAGAAAUAGUCAUUUAUACAGAUUCAAGCUUCAUGUUUUUUCACAUUUGAGUUCUUUUACACUGAUUCGAUUACAAUCAUGUAACAAAAACAUUUUAUUCUUGUAUUUGAUUAUUUAAUUUGGUCACUGGUGUCCUUUUGAGGUGGAUCAAAGCGUUGCAGAUGUAAUGCAGUAAAUCAUUUCAUGCUUAAAGGGACAGUUCACCCCAUAAUUAUUUCAAAAAAAUCUAUAACCUGUAGUGCUAUAUAUCAAUUGAGGUUAUUUAGUGUGAAUUACCUAGUUUUGGAGAUAUCGGCCUUAGAGAAGGCCGACAUCUUUAUGGUGAACUGUGCCUUUAGAGUUAGUAGGGUUUAGUGAUUUUGAUUGAACGUAGGCCAUAUUGUACUUACUAUAAAGGUAUGGCGUGGAUGUUGCACUGUUGCUGCAGGUCUGUAUGCAAGAACUCAACAGGUCCAUGUUUGAGUGACUAUGAGCCAGUACCAUGAUUAAAAUGUCAGAGUUCUUUGA